AAAAUGGUUACAAACGGCUUACACCGGUUGACAAAAAAAAAACGGCUUUACACCAAAAAAACAGAAAAAUACCGGUAAAACUUUUUAGGAGGCAUGCACCCAGUAACAAAAAAAAAAAGAAAAAGGAGGCAUGCACCAAGCCACCAACGUCUUAACUCCACACGUGCCUGGCCAUAACCUCAGGCCUAUUACUCACCACACAUUGUCUUACACGUGUAUAUAAGUACACCAGGGCAUGUGUGUAUGUCCUUGUUCCUCUGUUUCUCUGCCUUGAAUUGUGGCAUAUCGUAGAAGAAGAAGAACAAACAAAACCAGAAAAACGAUAUUCAAGUAUCGGCGGCAGAAUUAACUUGCCGGGAAAUGGGGAAAGCUAGAGGAAUUAACAGCGGUGGAGGAGAGAGCUCUCUCGGUUACCUUUUUGGAUCCGGCAAGUCAGUUUCCAAACCGACCAAGCCCGCCGUUAACACCAGCUUUACCACCACCACAACAACACCAACUACCACCAACGGAGCUGGAGGCAGACUCACGACCACCACCACCACAAACACUAUCACCGGAGAUAAAAACAUGACGGAGGAGGAGAAGAAGAAGGAGAUGUCGGCAGGUGUAAGAGGAAGCCCUAAUAAUUACUUGAGAACAGAGGGACAAAACUGUGGUAACUUUCUCACGGAUCGACCAUCGACGAAGGUUCAUGCUGCACCUGGUGGAGGAUCUUCUCUAGGUUACUUGUUUGGAUCUGGAUCUGGCAAAUGAUUUUACUUUCCACGACAAUCUGAAUCGUUAAAAAACAAGUGUAAAAAUUGUCAAUCUAUGGUUCCAAACUGGAAGCUUUCUCGAUUUAAGACGUCUCUAAAACAAUUUGAGUGUAAUGAACAAGAGUUUUCUCUUUACUGAA
This is a messenger RNA of Brassica oleracea var. oleracea, 895 nucleotides long. Its product is annotated as protein SPIRAL1-like 4. Bases 361 to 753 code for a protein of 130 amino acids. Lineage: Eukaryota; Viridiplantae; Streptophyta; Magnoliopsida; Brassicales; Brassicaceae. Gene Ontology annotation, cellular component: cortical microtubule, transverse to long axis. The transcript has 3 exons. The record is from RefSeq and is a predicted model, not a curated record. Gene Ontology annotation, biological process: cortical microtubule organization.